GUUAUGAGUCAUCUAAUUCUUUCUCAAUCUCAGGUGCUAUGCCUCCUAGACGCCGGACUCGUGGGGAGACCCCUCCCAUUCCAGGAGAUGAGAAUACUCCUGGAGGAAUAGCGGAAGCUUUGGGACGUAUUGUGCAGCAGUUGACUGCAGCGCUUCCGGGCUCCAGAACCGACUUUACCAUGGAGCGAGCGAAGAGGCAUGGAGCUUAUAGCUUCUCCCAUGCUCCUGAUGCUAUGGAUGCCCAGAAUUGGUUGAACAAAAUGGAGAAGGUCUUCACUCAAAUCCAUUGCCCAGAGGAUCGAAAAGUGGGUUUAGCAGUGGAUUUUCUUGAUGGUGUGGCUUUUGAUUGGUGGGCUUUUACUAGCAGGGAUUUAGAGAAUGAUGGCCCAAUCACUUGGGAACAGUUCAAAGAACAUUUUACUGAGAGAUAUUAUGGUACAGCUAUCCGUGACAGGAUGAAGUAUGAGUUCUUGCAUCUACAGAAAGGGGACAUGACCGUGACAGAGUUUGAGCAGCGGUUCACCCAGCUAGCCCAGUUUGUGCCUGAUCUGGUUGCCACUGAGAGGGAGCGGAUCUAUAGGUUUGUUGAUGGAUUGGGGGGUAAGUAUUGUGAGCAGUUGACAGGAGUGCCAUUUAGUGAUUAUGCUGAGGUAGUUAAUGCUGCUCUGCGACUUGAGACUAUGUAUAUGUCUGGUGUCCGACCUCGAGAUGUGGGUGGCCCCAGUCAGGGUCCAUCCAAGAAGGCUGCUUCUACCUCUAGGACAGGAUCUUCAGCAGGUUUAGGGUUGUCCACUUUUAGGGGAGAUUCUGACGAAUUUUUCCGAAAAGUGGGCCCCGCAGGUCCAUUUUGGAGUUAGGAGGGUAAUUCCGGGGUGGGUCCUGACAAUAUGUUACUUUAUGCAAUGGAGAUCAUCUCUUCUAUAUAUGCUGAACCUGCAUCUGGAAAUACCAAACUUGGCACUGUCAUGGACAAAAGCAUUUGCGAAGAUGUGUCAACUUUAAAUGUUUGGGGGCAUAACUAAGUAAGCUUUGUUUGACUUGUAACCAUUCUUAUGUGAAGGUUUUCACUUAUUAUGCCUUGGUUCUGAAGAUUAAUUUGAAGGUUCUUUCCUCUUUAAGUAUGCUGCAGUCUGCAUGCACUAUACUAGGAUAGACCAGGGAUGGAGAACAAAGGAGAGACAUGGUUAAUAGUGUCCUGUUGGUGAGGGAACAACGUGGUUGGGCGCUGGGUUCAAGCACACACUCUGUUGCUGGAACUGUCAUUUUUUUUUUGUACAGACGUUCUGUUUCUACUCACCCACUUUAUAGUUGCAGUCCUGCUAUCAAAGGACCCAAACAUUGUCAUCUAGAAAAUUUUGAAUUGUUAGUUUAAGUAUGGCAAGUAUGGGGGAAAAUUUUAAUAUGGUUGGUUCGAUAUGCUUUCUGGCUUACUAGAUUGUUUAGUUCUAUCAGAUAGUUAUAUGUUUUCCAAAAUGAACAAGUUAUCAUGUUGAAAAGGGCUUACAAGUUCCCGUUGAAAAGCUUUAGUCCUGAUUUCCGAAGAUCUAAUUGUUCAGCAAGGGUUUUUAUUGUUUAAGGACAAGCAUAAAUUAACAGAGAGAGAGGAGAGAGUAAUGUUGCAGAGAGAAUGGAGAUUCAUGUGUAUUAAUCUUCUCACAAAGGAGUGUAUUUAUAGGAAUACAUAGCUAGUGUGAAAGCUCUAAGGGAAACUCAAUUUGGUAACAAUCUUCUCUUGGUUGAUUGAGGGCUGCAGCUCCACAUACUUGCCUUCAAUGAUGAAAUCUGCCAUGCUUGUUGCCUCUUGGUAUAAAGCAUGUCACACAAGUCUUCAUACACUCAAGUAUCUAUGUUUAUACACUCAAGUACCUAUCUAUACACUCAAGUACUUAUUACAUGAUAUAGACAUUUAUACUAUGACUCAUACAACAUGAAUCAUACAAUAUGACUCAUAUAUACUACAACACUCCCCCUUGGAUAUUUCAUGUCAAUAGUAUUGUCUAGGCCUUGCGCUUCUAAGUUGCCUCUUUAAAAACCUUGUCAAGUAAUAAAAACCAUGUGGGAAAAACAACCUUGGUCGAAGGAGAAAAAGAGCACAACGCGCAUGAGUGUGGAGUAGUAAUAUCACAGCUUUGGAGAUAAGUGGAGUCUUCUUAUCAGCAUCAUAAGUAGAUAAUAUGUCUACGAGAGGGAUGCAAAUAGAGUUGCUGCAACAAAACCUUGCCCGGAAAACCCAGUGGGAAAAACCCGUGGUAGAAGGGAAAAGAUGAGCAAAAGCAUAUAUGUUGAAUCAAAACAUCUUCAGGAUGUAGUAUAAGUGGGGCGACCAUGCUAAACAUGUGCCUCGUUAAAA
Rosa chinensis is the source of this 2350-nucleotide messenger RNA. RefSeq lists its product as uncharacterized. Bases 39 to 857 code for a protein of 272 amino acids. The transcript has 3 exons. Lineage: Eukaryota; Viridiplantae; Streptophyta; Magnoliopsida; Rosales; Rosaceae. The record is from RefSeq and is a predicted model, not a curated record.